Molecule: messenger RNA, 7441 nt
Organism: Rhopilema esculentum
Lineage: Eukaryota; Metazoa; Cnidaria; Scyphozoa; Rhizostomeae; Rhizostomatidae
Source: RefSeq, a predicted model, not a curated record
UAUGUGACAGACCGAUAUGGCAGUAAUUUUUACAGAAUAAGCAAUUAAAUAUUUAAACAUUCUGUCAAGUAAUCAGUAAAGAUGCAAUAAAGGAAAUAGAUAGAAACCUUCUAAGUUUCUAUAGUUUUUGUUAUGAGUUUCGAUAUUUGCAAAACUUUACUUUUCAGGCUGUCCAUAAAUAAAACCUUUUAACACUUUGCCAUUAGGUCCCUUCCCAUUUUCCUUCGCAAUUUCCAUCCCCGGUUUUGAAGCUCUAACGCUCAGGGUAGCAAGAAUACAAUGAUUACCGAGUUGUUCUGUCAUUUAAUUCUAAAUAGAUUAAUUCACUUCCACUUCCGUGUUAUUCAUAUUGGCACUUCACUUCUGCUUCCAAACAGUGGGGGAUGAACACACGUGCCUCUUUUGUCCUCUAGUUCCUACAUUUGUGCUUCAAACCCCUUUGGAAAAACCCGAUUUAAGAAAAUCCGUGAAAACCAGCUUAUAUUUGUAGGGGUGCACCCUUUUUUUCAAAAAGACACCCAUUUAAAAGCAUUUGCCCGGUCUAAGAAAAUUCAUGAUUUUCUGUGAAAAAAGUUGAUUAUUAUUAAAGCAAUCUUGGGGAUUGGCUUUGUGCCUCAGUCUUGAUGCCAGAUACAUAGUUCAUGAUUCUGUUAUCUCAACUGCAUUUAAACAAAGUAAACAUACUAGUUUUGAAUGUGCUAUAUUGAUAGAGUAUUGUCCAUUUUUUUGCGAACUACAUAAAUCUUUAAACAACAUCUUGUGCAUUAUCAGAUCCUGACAUACAUUCAGGAGACAAUUCAGAUAAUGUUGAAGCCUGAGGGCGUCGAAGAUCAUAAACGUGCAUUUCAUACUUGAUUAUGUCUGUCUCCAAUAAAGAUGUAUUUUUCUGUUAAGCAUUAGUGUACAUCCUUUGUAAAUUCACCUAACCUUUCGAGCUAACUGGUCGGAUGAUCACUCUAUGAAUUUUUAAUUUAGCGUAUACAAAGUAGUCCUGUAUGAGCCUCGUCGCCUAGAGCCAAGCUAAACGCGCUAUUUAUAGCCAUGGAAAAAGGCUUUGAAAAAAUCACAAGCUAAAAACCAUCAGUGAUUUGCGUUUCAUUUUAGCAAUGAAAUCCGGAGGAAGGUUUCCAGAUGUAUUGGGCUUUAUAAGAAGAGGUACUCAUGAGGUAUACAGUAAAACGAUUCCUGAAAUCAAAGCUUCAUAGUCAAUGUUGUAGCAUAUUCAUAUUCACACAUCAUACAGUAUACUAUGUAAAAGUAAAGUAUUAAAAAAUAAAGUUGGAGCUCUUUUAAUAAAUAUCUAGAGAAGAAUUGGUAAAAAGCAAAAAUGGUCACAGUAACAUGUUAGCAAGAAGGGCAAUAACCACCUGCUUCUUAUAAAACCAUAUAUAAAACAUCAUUUCGAAAUGGCAAAGCUCGCUUGCUUUUAAGAGGAAGAUAAUAGCUCUCCAGAAAAUAGCUCUUGCUUCUAUCACUUAUGUUUCUAGAUAAAGAGUGCUCAAUUUUACAGUCUAAGCUCGUAAGAUAUCUUCAAUAUAUAGACAAAGGAAAAUGUACCUCAUGCGGUUUCUUACAGGCAGAUAAAGUGACUUUCUCCCAUUGACUCCUGAAGAAUCUACAAUCCUUUAGGCUGUAUUACUUAAAGUGUCAAGUGCCUACACCUAUGUACGCAUGCUUGUAUCUGACAAAUUAUAGCGUAUCUAUGCAUCUAUGCUAAGCUAUAUUUUCCCCUAGAUCAUCAAUUUCAAUAGCUUAUUAAGCUAAAACUCUAAAAUGUACCUUAUUGUAACAUGCACUUUACUGUUAUAUGCAUCUUGGUGUAAUUAGUGUUAAUGCUUAAUCAGCCACUUGUCUAGAUUGUGUAUAAACUUGCAGAAUAACGGUGAAUACCAUAGAAUUUUUAGCAUGUCACUGGUAGGUGUUUUAAGAACUAGAAGGAUUUCGUGACAAUGUGAUAUCGACCUGCAAAGUUUAUUGCUGGGUGAAAUCGAAGGAUUCUAUCUUUAUUUAUUUAUCUAAACAAGCCAUGAAAUGAAAGCUUUUCUUUGAAUUCUUGACGUGUUUUUGUUCUUUGCAGGUUUAGCUCAAAGAUAUUCUGCUAUUUUUGCUUAAAAAUAUAUAGAGAAGCUUAUAUCAUGUUUUAGGCGGCUUAAACAUAUACAACUAAGCAUAGACAGGGGCGUAGCUAGUAGGGGGUGUAGGGGGGGGGGUGUAAUUCCUCAUGAAGUCGUCGGUAAAUCUUCAGUUUGUCUACGAAACCCUUAGUUUGUCGGUAAAAUCAGCUAUAAAUAGGUGAAAUAGUACCUAAAUUCUUCUCAAUCUCUGUCUUCGUUGGUAAAUUUUUUCUAUUGAUGACCCUCCACCCCCCUAAUCUGGAAGGUCAAGCGACGCCACUGUAAGACACGUAAGUAAGAGAAAUAAAAUAAGUAACAAGAAAAAUAAAGUAAGAGCAAUAAAAUGCAAAUUAGGCAAGCAUUUUUCUUUUUCAAAUUGAAGAUGAUUCAUCAUGUUUUAUGAAUAUUAUUGUGGUGACGGAAAAUGUCAGCUUUGCUUCUUGAACAAGAUAGACUCCUAAACAAUUCAAUCACUCACGACAAGAGAAACAUAAUUGCCACCAGCUGUUCGUAUACAAAUGAUUUGCUUAAAAUCAAAUGGCUUGAUGCCAAAGAAUAAGUAAACUAUUUGGCUUUGCUUUCCAAUUUUAAAUUGUUAUUUCAUAUACAGAAUUGAAACAAUCCAUAAACAGAAGCAGGUAGUCGCUUAAAGAAUGUAUUAUGAAAGCUUUGUUUUUAAGAUACGUGGAGAGGAGUUGGCCUAUGCGUUUAAAAAUGGGCUAUAGUCUAUUUCUCUUCCAGAAUGCUGAAAAAAGUUCUGCUAACUGAAUCAUGCUGGCAUCAAUAGCUUUAUGGUUGGUCCUUUGUGGAGGAGUUCGUGUUAGCCACUGCAAAGUGAGAUUACCAUCGACACCAGAGGCUCGUCUAUUACAUCAUCUCUUUAAUGACUAUGACAAUCAGGUUCGGCCGGUUUACAACAGAACUGAUGUAGUAAAUGUUCAAUUCAGCUUGAGUCUUAUUCAAAUUGUCAACGUGAACAGCAAGUCGCAACUGCUAUCAACCAGUGUUUGGAUACGUCAGAAAUGGAAGAAUCCAUUUUUGACGUGGAAUCCAAGACGUUAUGGAGGUAUUGACCAAAUAAACGUUGAUCCUGCGAAAGUUUGGAUACCAGAUAUCAUACUCUAUGACAAUGCUGAUGAUACUUACGGAGGAGGAUUGGAAAAGUACAAAACAAAAGUCAUUGUGAAUUCAGACGGAAACAGCAGUUGGUUUUCACCAGCCUCUUUUACGAGCACUUGCAAAAUAAAUGUGAAGUUGUUUCCUUUCGAUUGGCAAACAUGUGUUAUGAAGUUUGGAUCCUGGACGUUUGGAGGUGAUCGCCUCACUAUGACGUCAGCCUCUGAUUCAGCAGAUAUCUCAAAAUAUGUGACAAAUGGAGAAUGGGACCUAGUGGAGAUGCGAGCAAAGUUGAAUAAGAUGAAAUACAAUUGUUGCGAUUAUUUUUUUUAUGACGUCACAUUUUAUCUUACAAUCAAACGGAAACCAUUAUACUACAUAUUCAACCUUAUUGUUCCUUGUGCUUUGAUCGCUACCUUGACUUUGAUCAAGUUCUUUUUACCUCCUGAAUCGGGGGAGAAAAUCGGGCUUGGCAUCACCGUGCUUCUAGCUAUGACUGUCUUUCUAUUAAUAGUAGCUGACAGUCUUCCGUCAACUUCGGAGAAUAUUCCUUUACUUGGCGCGUACUUCAUCGCUAUUAUGUUCGAUACUGCUCUCUCACUUGUGGCAUCAUGCAUCAUUCUAAACUUUUUUCAUCGUAACCCCUCGAUGUCUCCAAUGCCUAAAUGGGUACGAAAAUAUAUUCUCGGCUACAUGGCUUGGCUGUUAUGCUUUCCAGAUCACAAGAAGUAUGUCGAAAGAAAGAUCAGCCGCCUCUCAUCGCCGAGAGCAUCAAAAUAUUUCACGGCGAACGGGGGACCAGAUUACGAUGGAAACGAGGCUCGAUAUAGUAUCGAGAUGGAGAGAUUGCAAUCUACUUCAAAUCAUGACUAUAAUGAUAUAAGUAGAUCGGAAAGCUACGAAACGCUUAUGGACCCAGUGUCUUACAAGAUACUAGAGGGAAUCGGGACACUUGCAGAUAGUGUUCGCAGAGAAGAAGAAGAAGAAUUCUUGCGAGAUGAAUGGAGAAGGGCAGCUUUAAUACUGGAUAGAUUUUUCUUCUUCUUGUUCUUGAUAUCGACUAUACUGACAGCUGCAUCUCUGUUCUUACAAGACCAAGUCAUAAACAGUGGUCCUCCCGAAAAUGUGAAGAAGUUUGCGGCUUAAGGCUUUUAUCAGGUGAGAAAUCUUCGUUUUGGUAACCCGUACUCUGCUUAUGGGUAAUUUGCUACAAGAUGUGCGAAACAUUAUUUAGAAAAUUGCUUGAUAGAGCAAUUUUACUAAAAAUUUUGAACGUGAUAGCAGGUUUGGAAGCAAUCUAUAAAGGGAUUGCACUUGAAGCGAUGUUAAAGUGAAACUCUGUCAAAGUGAAUCGAUGGCAAUUUGUACCAAAGCCCAAGAAGCCAUGGGCUAUCUACUGCUGAGAACGGUACGUUUCCUUCCAACAGGAAAGCAUAUCUUGAAGCCCAUUGUGCUUUUCAUCUACAUAUCAUUGUAGCUAUAUUUGACAAAUAGAUCUGCCUGUUACUCAUUAGAGAUGACAUUAGCAGGGGUACAUGAUUCAUAGAACCAGCCAAUCUGUUCGUCAUUUAAAAUUGAUUAAUCGACUGGUUCAGCUGGCUUGAAAAUGCUUAUUUUCAAAACUGUCUGUUUCCUUGUAUUUGCUUCAUUCAAUUUUUUCUACAUGUAUCCUGUGGCAUAGCAUGACCUUUCUCGCUUUAAGGGGGGGGGGGGGUGUGAGAGAUGCACAAUCAUAUUUAACCGACAUAAAUUCUUUUGUUACAGUUGGCAUAAAUGUCUUUUGUUAAAAAUGUGAAUCUACCGACGAUUUCUCUGAAAGUUGGGGGGUGUGAUACCUCCCAACAUCCCAGCACGCUACGCCCCUGCAUGUAUCAAAUUGCUGUGAAACGUGACAUAACUUUCUUUAGUUCUUAUUUCGCUAGCCUUCUUAACCACUCCAUCCAUUUUGACGACAUUUUUCCAGUCCUUGUACACAGUAAGAAUCUGAUUUUGCCCGGGAUAUAAACGCUUAUGAUUGCGAUUCCAGAAUUCCAGAGAAAACCAUACAGAAAGAUGCUUCAAGAGUGUGCUGCGGCAACCUGCCAGGGGGCAUUUUCUAUUUCUGGAUGAUCUUUUCAUUCAUUUGAUACAAUAGGAAUUAUCCAGAUACAGAUAUGUCAUGGCAUACAGUAAAAGCAAAUGCAUUAAACUCCAAGCAGGCCUUUACUUUUUCCAGACAUAAGUUGAAAAUAAGCACCUUUUUUAUCGAACGAGUCGCGGUCUCUUGUACACAUAUAAACAUAGGAACCGGGGAUACAGGGGGCAUAUCAACCCUCACCUUACAGAAAAAAGGUAAAAUGCCUAUUUUUAGCUCACGAGUUUGCCCCUUUAUGUUUAUAUCCCCUCCUCUCCCAUUUCUGAACUUUUUCCUACGUCUGUGUGUACAAACCUCGACUGGAAAGGUAUUUAAAAGCAAACUAUAUAAUCUAGACAUCGUAAAUGCAAAAUAAUUAGGUAAAGCCAGUGAGAGACAUAUUAUUAUUUUAGCAACCCUUCUCUUGUUGUGCAUAAUGAAAAAGAAAGAUGUAGCCAAAACGAGAUCGACAGGUCUCAAAACCAAGCAGGGCCUGGGGCACUACAGAAUUUUCAAUACCAAAGUAAGUGAAUGAAGCCCAGACUAAGUGUGUUUGGGAUUAGAAUGCUUUCAUAUAAAUCAAAGGCUUAUGUUUAAGUGAACAAUUUUACAUGCCGUUCGUCAAAUGAAGACGUUUAAAUAGCUAAUGAUUAAAAAACUAGCGUACUAGAGGAUUUUAAAAAGUUCCAUAAUACAACUAUUGUUGUCAUGAUCGCCACUACUAUCAGGCUUAUGGGCACUUUAACUUCUUCAGACUUGUCGGCAAAUGAAGGACGGCUUACCGACUCUUUCGGCAAAUGGCAAAUGAAAACCACCCUUGAAAACAAUAGUUUUUAUAUUUUUCUUAUAUGAGCAUUCAGUUUCAUUAAGUUCUAGGCCCUUAAUAGAUACCCGAUUCUUAUUAAAGCCUCAACGCGAGAUGUAAGGUAAAAGCUAGGCUUCUGUACAAGUGUAGCUGAUGCUAAGUAGCUGUGUACCUUCAAGGUAGUUUCUAGGAGGCAUUAUUGUGCCUACCACAAUAGUCUAUCUUUAUGAUAUACAACCAGAUUCACAAAUUAAAAACCAGUUUAUGUUUUGAUGUCAAAAUCAAAUGUUAUUACCUAUAAAGAAAGGACAGGACGUAUUUUCAUUGUAAUUGUCAGUAACAUUCUUGUAGUCAGGCUGUUUUUAACAAAGUCCAUAUUGGGCCUUGGAAAUGGCUGCAGCCAUCUUGCACCAUCGCUUCAAAUGGACCUGUGUAGUUGAAUCCUUUAAAUUGUCAUUAUUUUGUUAAACAUGUUAUUUCUUAGAAAAUGAUCUACAGUUUGAAUUUUGAAGUAAGAAAAAUGUAAGUUGAGCGACUUGUUCCAGUGAUGCGUUUUCAUAGAAAAUCUCAGAUCAGAUUAAAAAAUUUCAUACAUAUAUGAUUGUUCUUCUUAUGUUUAAUUUUUGAAUAAAUAUCAUUAAGAGGAAAUUCACCAUUUAAUAACCAGCCAUUCGUAACCUCCAGCCCGCGAGCCAACUGCGGCCACAGCAAGAUUUCAUUUGCCCCACCGAAAUGCUUUUACCUCAAAUAUAUUUAGCCUGGUAGGUAUAAGAUCUGUAUUUCAUUUUCAGCAGCUUCUUUAAAAUAAUCUACCGUGAAUUAUCUUUUUAGCCCCCUUCUCUCAAUUAAGCCUCCCUCUCUUACUAGCUCCUCUUUUCAGAAUAAAAUAUUUAAUUAGCCCCCCUCUCAAUUUAGCCCCCUCCCCAAUUUUCACUGAUGCCAAAAUAAGUAAACUUGACAAAAACAAAGAUUUUCAUUUUAUUCAUUGCUCAUCAUACUUCGCAUCAAAUCAAGAUUCACACCAUGUCCCUUCCAGUCCUCCAGAUCCAAAGACAAAGAUUUAAUGUGCAUUAAGCACGGCCAUGUUAGAGCCUGUUACCAAAAUUACAGGCCGUUGGUACCCCGAGGGAUGAAGUUGACCUUUCCGAAUGCUCGAUUUUAGAAGGCGACAUGGCAUGGCCCCAAAGGAUAAUUUAAAUUAGUAAUUGACUAUUAUUGACUAUCAGUUUACUAUAUAUUUUUGAAAAUUAGUUUACCACUAUAAAUGAUUUUUUAUUACAAAAUAUUUAUUAA